GAACGGGGGAAGAACGGCCGACCUGUUCCGGGGCUGAAGGAGCCUAUUCAGGCGCAGAAGCUCAUCUCCCUAGACUAUCAAGGUUAUCUAGGGAUGUUUUGGUUAUUUGGAACUGUUGUACUCAAAUAUUUGACAUCUAAGAUCUUUGGCAUUGCAGAUGAUAUUUCUGAUCAGUUCUUGCAAAAGUUUUAUUUAUAAGGCUUUGUGAACAAUAGAAUUUCAAAAGGGCUUCGGUAUUUUCCAGUUUAAUCCAAGUUGGUCUUAUCCAGAGAAGACUUUUUCCCUCCUUGGAAGCUUUGCCAACCUUCUGCCUGUCUCACUUUCAGUGAAAAUCCUGAGAAAGAUAUUUGUCAGCAGAGCUAUUGACAAUGCAACUACAGGAGUUAAUGACCUUCAAGGAUGUAGCUAUAUACUUCACCCAGGAAGAGUGGGCAAUGCUAGAUACAUCACAGAAACAGCUGUUCAGAGAAGUGAUGCUGGAGAAUAUCAGUCAUCUCAUCUCAGUAGGUGUCUCCCUACAAACUGGAUGUCAGGUCUGCACAUCAGAUGUGCUCUCCCAGUUGUCACAAGGAAAGGAAAUAUGGACAGAAGAAAUGGGAUUUCUCCAAACCCAGAGUCCAGACAGAAGAAGUGACUGUAAAAAGCAAGAAAUGACAUUCAUGUACCUUGCCUGCAGGAAAGACAAUUCUCACAUCAUGUUAUUGCAGAUAUCUCACACUCAAAACAAUUCCUUUCAAUGUAAUUACUUGCAAGAAGAUUCCACUCUCAGAUCUACAGUAACUCCAAAAGCAUUGACUCCAAUGAGAAAGAAACAAUAUUUAACCAAACGACUUCGAAAAGUCCUCAGUGACCAGUCAUCUUUUCAGUAUACUGGAAUUGAAACUGGAGAUAAACCGUAUGAAUACCUUCUAUAUGGGAAAACUUUCAUUAGACCUUUUCAACUUAGACAACAUGAAGAAACUCACACUGGAGAAAAACCCUAUGAAUGUCAUCUAUGUGGGAAAGCCUUCAGUCGAUAUUCUAGACUUAGGCGACAUGAAAGAGCCCACACUAUUGAGAAAACCCAUAAAUGUCAUCUAUGUGGAAAAGCCUUCAGUCAAAAUUUUCAACUUAGACGACAUGAGAGAACUCACACUGGAGAGAAACCUCAUGAAUGCCAUCUAUGUGGAAAAGCCUUCAGUCAAUAUUUUAAUCUUAGACGACAUGAGAGAACUCACACUGGAGAGAAACCUCAUGAAUGCCAUCUAUGUGGGAAAACCUUCAGUCGAUAUUCUAGUCUGAGAGAACAUGGGAGAAUUCACCCUGGAGAGAAAUCCUAUGAAUGUCAUCUAUGUGGUAAAACCUAUUCUCAAUAUUAUCCUCUUAGUGUACAUGAGAGAAUGCACACUGGGGAGAAACUGUAUGACUGCCAUACAUGUGGGAAAGUCUUCAUUAAUUGUUCUAAACUCAUACAACAUGAGAGAACGCACACUGGAGAGAAACCCCAUAAAUGCCAUCUAUGUGAGAAAGCCUUUGGUAGCCAUUAUACUCUUAUAAUACAUGAGAGAAUCCACACUGGAGAGAAACCCUAUGAAUGCCUGAUUUGUGGGAAAACCUUCAGACAAAAUUCUGAGUUUAGACAACAUAAGAGAACACACACUGGAGAGAAACCCUAUGAAUGCCAGACCUGUGGGAAAGCCUUCAAUUAUUGUUCUGUCCUAAGAGAACAUGAGAGAACUCAUACUGGAGAGAAACCCUAUGAAUGCCAAAUCUGUGGGAAAACCUUCAGACAAAAUUCUUCUUUUAGGCAACAUAAGAGCACACAUACUGGAGAGAAACCCUAUGAAUGCCAUACCUGUGGGAAAGCCUUUUUUCGUUGUUCUGUUCUACGAAAACAUGAGAGAAUUCACAGUCAAGAGAAACCCUAUGCAUGCCAUACCUGUGGGAAAGCCUUCAGUCAAUAUUGUUAUCUUAGAAAACAUGAGAGAACACACACUGGAAAAAAAAACCAUGCAGGCCAUACCUUUGGGAAUGCCUUCAGUGAUUCUUCAUACCUUAGAGAGCAUGAGAAAACUCAUAAUGGAGAGAAAUCCUAUGAAUGCCAAAUCUGUAGGAAAACCUUCAGCCAAAAUUGUUAUCUUAGAAAACAUGAGAGAAGACACAUUGCAGAGAAAUCCCAUGCAUGCCAUACUUGUGGGAAAGCCUUCAGUCAUUCUUCAUAUCUUAAACAACAUCUGAGAACACACACUGGAGAGAAGCCCUAUGAAUGUCAUCUAUGUGGGAAAGCUUUCACUCAACAUAAUGGCCUCAGGCAACAUCAGAGAACACACCAUGGACAGAAGCCAUAAGAAUGUAACCUUUAUGGGAAAACCUUAAUUUUUAUAUUCUUAGACAACAUGAAGUUUUUCAUACUUGAAAGAAAUCCUAUGAGGUCAUCAAUGUGGGAAAGAUUUCAGUCAAUAUUAUGACCUUUGCUUAUAUGAGUGGACUCACACUACACGUAUUUUGAACAUGGAAGAGACUUCCAACAUAGCUUUAGCCUUUAAACAUACUAGAGAACUCACAUACUUAAGGAAUACUGUAUGUAAUUUAUGUGGUAGUACCUUUAGCCACCUGUAGUAUUUCAGUUAACAUAAAGUCAUACAGGAGACAAUGUGUAUGAAUGUCAUCUAUGUAGAAAACCCUUAAUGAAUUGUCUGAUCUGUGAGAGAACUCAUAAUAUAAAUCUAAUGGAAUUGGAGAGCCCUCAUCUACCACUCUAACUGAAAAGCAAGCCAGAGAAAUUACAUGUGAGGAAUUCUAUUUACUCAAUGUAGGAGUGCCUUAAUUUGUAAUUUAUCCUUUAAGUAAAAUAAGUGGUCUCCAUAGGAAUGAAACACUAACCUGUAAUUACCAUGCACUAUCAUUCAGGGAAAAACAAGCCUUAAUGUGCUAAAAAAAAAAAAAAAAAAAAUACUGAAUUUAGGAAUAACCAUGAAACAUGAAAUAA
Messenger RNA from Choloepus didactylus (southern two-toed sloth), 2968 nucleotides. Its product is annotated as zinc finger protein 596-like. Bases 369 to 2327 code for a protein of 652 amino acids. NCBI's taxonomy places the organism in Eukaryota, Metazoa, Chordata, Mammalia, Pilosa, Megalonychidae. Gene Ontology annotation, biological process: negative regulation of transcription by RNA polymerase II. Gene Ontology annotation, molecular function: DNA-binding transcription repressor activity, RNA polymerase II-specific. The transcript has 8 exons. The record is from RefSeq and is a predicted model, not a curated record.